Messenger RNA from Odocoileus virginianus texanus, 3788 nucleotides. It is a transcript of the gene MYO1A, whose product is annotated as myosin IA. Gene Ontology annotation, biological process: vesicle transport along actin filament; actin filament organization; sensory perception of sound. Gene Ontology annotation, molecular function: ATP binding; microfilament motor activity; actin filament binding. NCBI's taxonomy places the organism in Eukaryota, Metazoa, Chordata, Mammalia, Artiodactyla, Cervidae. The record is from RefSeq and is a predicted model, not a curated record. Gene Ontology annotation, cellular component: plasma membrane; cytoplasm; myosin complex.
GGCUGGAGGAGGCAGGACAGAGGAAGUCAGCACUGUGGACGCGGGCUGGAGUGGGGCAGAAUCUCUCCCUUCCCGACACCAUGGACAGCUCCCACUAAGGCGGACGCCUCUGCACCCUGGGGGCCUGGGACUCCUAUGCCCCCUUCCUGUCACACUGGGAUUUCAUCUACCAUUCUCUGACGCUGAAGUCACACCCUGGUUCCAGCGUGGGUUACUGGCCGCGAAAGCUGAGCAGACACCAGCAAACUGAUCCCGACCAAUAGCGCCUCUGGACAUGACCCUUCUGGAAGGUUCUGUGGGGGUGGAGGACCUUGUGCUCCUGGAACCCCUGGAGCAGGAGUCUCUGAUCAAGAACCUCCAGCUGCGCUAUGAAAAGAAGGAGAUUUAUACCUACAUUGGGAAUGUGUUGGUCUCGGUGAAUCCCUACCAACCACUGCCCAUCUACGACCUGGAGUUUGUCACCAAAUACCGGGACUAUACCUUCUACGAGCUGAAGCCCCAUAUCUAUGCACUGGCAAGCAUGGCGUACCAGUCGCUGAGGGACCAGGACCGAGACCAGUGCAUCGUCAUCACGGGCGAGAGUGGCGCUGGGAAGACGGAGGCUAGUAAGCUAGUGAUGUCUUACGUGGCGGCCGUCUGCGGGAAAGGGGAGCAGGUGAACUCCGUGAAGGAGCAGCUGCUUCAGUCGAACCCCGUGCUGGAGGCUUUUGGCAAUGCCAAGACCAUUCGCAACAACAACUCCUCUCGAUUUGGAAAAUACAUGGAUAUUGAGUUUGACUUCAAGGGAUCCCCCCUCGGUGGCGUCAUCACAAACUAUCUGCUUGAGAAAUCCCGUGUGGUGAAGCAACUUGAAGGAGAAAGGAACUUCCACAUCUUCUAUCAGCUCCUGGCGGGAGCAGACGCAGAGCUACUGAAGGCCCUGAAGCUUGAGCGGGACCCAGGUGGCUAUGCCUACCUGAACCCGGACACGUCCAGGGUGGAUGGCAUGGAUGACGAUGCCAACUUCAAGGUUCUCCAGAGUGCAAUGACUGUGAUCGGCUUCUCCGAGGAGGAGAUUCGGCAGGUGCUAGAGGUGGCAGCCCUGGUGCUGAAGCUGGGGAACGUGGAGCUGGUCAACGAGUUCCAGGCCAACGGGGUACCAGCAAGUGGCAUCCGUGAUGGGAGAGGUGUUCAAGAAAUAGGGGUGUUGGUGGGUUUGAAUUCAGUGGAACUAGAGAGAGCUUUGUGCUCAAGAACCAUGGAAACGGCCAGAGAAAAGGUGGUCACCGCACUGAACGUCACCCAGGCUCAGUACGCCCGGGAUGCCCUGGCCAAGAACAUCUACAGCCGCCUUUUCAACUGGCUAGUGAAUCGCAUCAACGAGAGUAUCAAGGUGGGUACUGGGGAGAAGAGGAAGGUCAUGGGGGUUCUGGAUAUCUAUGGCUUUGAAAUAUUAGAGGAUAAUAGCUUUGAGCAAUUUGUGAUCAACUACUGCAACGAGAAGCUACAGCAGGUGUUCAUAGAGAUGACACUGAAAGAGGAACAAGAGGAAUAUAAGAGAGAGGGCAUACCAUGGGUGAAGGUGGACUACUUUGAUAAUGGCACUAUCUGUGACCUCAUUGAGCAUAAUCGGCAAGGCAUCCUGGCCAUGCUGGAUGAGGAGUGCCUGCGGCCUGGGGUGGUCAGUGACUCCACCUUCCUGGCAAAGCUGAACCAGCUCUUCUCCAAGCACAGCCACUAUGAGAGCAAAGUCACCCAGAACGCCCAGCGCCAGUAUGACCACAGCAUGGGCCUCAGCUGCUUCCGCAUCUGCCACUACGCAGGCAAGGUGACCUAUAACGUCAAUAGCUUCAUCGACAAGAACAACGACCUGCUCUUCCGAGACUUGUCCCAGGCCAUGUGGAAGGCCCGGCACCCGCUCCUGCGGUCCUUGUUUCCUGAAGGGGAUCCAAAACAGGCAUCUCUCAAACGCCCCCCAACCGCUGGGUCCCAGUUCAAGAGUUCCGUGACCACUCUCAUGAAGAACCUGUAUUCCAAGAACCCCAACUACAUCAGGUGCAUAAAGCCCAACGAGCAUCAGCAGCGAGGUCACUUCUCUUUCGAGCUGGUAAGUGUCCAGGCUCGGUACCUGGGGCUGCUGGAGAAUGUGCGGGUGCGACGGGCAGGCUACGCCUACCGCCAGGCCUACGGGUCCUUCCUGGAAAGGUACCGACUGCUGAGCCGGAGCACCUGGCCUCGCUGGAGUGGUGGAGACCAGGAGGGGGUCGAGAAGGUCCUGGGGGAGCUGAGCAUGUCCUCGGAGGAGCUGGCCUUUGGGAAGACAAAGAUCUUCAUCAAAAGCCCCAAGACUCUUUUCUACUUGGAAGAGCAGAGGCGUCUCCGGCUGCAGCAGUUAGCCACGCUCAUACAGAAGACGUACCGAGGCUGGCGCUGCCGCACCCACUACCAGCUGAUGCGCAAGAGUCAGAUCGUCAUAUCCUCUUGGUUUCGGGGCAACAUGCAGAAGAAACGCUACGGGAAGAUGAAGGCAUCAGCGCUGCUGAUCCAGGCUUUUGCGAGAGGGUGGAAGGCCCGGAAGAAUUAUCGAAAGUACUUCCGUUCGGGGGCUGCGCUCAUCUUGUCGAAUUUCAUCUACAAGCGCAUGGUGCAGAGAUUCCUACUGGGACUGAAGAACGGCUUGCCUUCUCCCAGCAUCCUGGACGAAAAGUGGCCGCCUGCCCCUUACAAGUGCUUCAGCGCGGCCAACCGGGAGCUCCAGAGGCUCUUCCACCAGUGGAAGUGCAAGAAAUUCCGGGAUCAGCUGUCCCCCAAGCAGGUAGAGGUCCUGAGGGAGAAGCUCUGCGCCAGCGAGCUGUUCAAGGGCAAAAAGGCUUCAUACGCCCAGAGCGUCCCUACUCCGUUUCGCGGUGACUACGUCGGGCUGCAAAGAAACCCCAAGCUACAGAAGCUGAAGGGCGGGGCAGAAGGGCCUAUUCUGAUGGCUGAGACUGUGAUGAAGGUCAAUCGUGGCAACGGCAAGACUUCCUCUCGAAUCCUCCUCCUGACCAAGGGGCAUGUGAUCAUCACAGACACCAAGAAUCCCCAGGCCAAGACUGCCAUCCCGCUAAACAGUUUGGCCGGGGUGUCGGUCACCAGCUUCAAGGAUGGGCUUUUUAGCUUGCAUCUGAGCGAGAUCUCCUCGGUGGGCGCCAAGGGGGACUUCCUGCUGGUCAGCGAGCACGUGAUUGAGCUGCUGACCAAAAUAUACCGGGCUACGCUGGAUGCCACGCGGACACAGCUUCCAGUCGCCGUGACUGAGGAGUUCGCAGUGAAGUUCAAGGAGGGCAGCUUGACGGUCAAGGUCGUCCAGGGCCCUGGGGGUGGCGGGACUGGCAAGCUGAGCUGCAAGAAGAAGGGGAGUCGUUGCCUGGAGGUGACUGUACAGUGAGGAGGUGCCGCAGUUUCUUCCUCCUGACGGCACUGGCCCCACCCGUACCCGCCCACCUUUGUGGGGGGAUCUCGAGGCUGAACCCCCUGAUCGGCUGUGGGGCCGGAGAUUGAAGAACCCUUGAAGAGGACCUUGCUUCUCCCAAACCUUCCCAGAACUCUCUCCAAAGUCAGCUUCCUCCCACCCUCGGCCUCUUUGCCCACUAGUAAUGUGACAAGAGACUUUGCGAACGUUUGAUCACGUGGGUGGGUCCCUGCUCCCCCAUCCUUCCUCUGGCUUGUACUUAGACCCUCUGACCCCUCCCUUUCCUCUACUGGGGCUCCUUGGAGCCAGAUAAUGCAGACAAUAAGAAUGAAAAAGAAGGGAAAUUGUCUCUGGGCUC